AAUUUCUAGUGACAUAUAAUAUAUUUCAGAUUUAAGAUAAGAUUAAGAUAUAAUAAAAUUCUAAUUAUUAAUGAAAUCCUAAUUUGCAAUCUUUAUGAGAUGAGAUUUUGUAGCAAUGUAGCAUCAUUAAUUGUUCCUAAGAAAUAUAUCAAAAAUAUAAAUUUUGCAAAAAUAGUAACAUAUAAGUAUGUGCCAAGGUGUAUAAAUAUCGAUGAAGUUGGUGCUCAUAAAAUAUACAUUGUGAAUUGUGGCUACGAAUAAAUAUUGUAGAGUGUGAAUAUAAAGUGCAAAGAAUUCGCAUUGCAGCUUUGUGUUGCCAAAUAGAUAAGAUAGAAACUGAAGGCAACGAUUAUUGACUGCUGGAUUCAUUAUCAGCUUCGUUCAUCGGCAAGUGAAAUUUCCCGCUUGUGCAAAGAAGUAGGUCACAAACAUGUUAAUAUGAAAGAAGGAAUGAGGCUCAUUCUGAAAUAUUUUAUGGAAAGUUUUUAAACACGUAAUUUUCGAUAAACCCAAAGUUUAAGGUGAUCAGUAUACAUAUUGAAAUACAUGAUUAAUUCAAGGUAAAACAAUAUUCAUAAAAUACGUCUAGAGUUUCAAAUAUUUUUACAUGAAUAUAUCAUUUGUAACUUAUACCAAGGAUUGAAGCAAAUGCCUUAUCGCGAAUGUCAUCAAGGAUAAUGUUACUGUUAAUCGAAUACGCUUAUUAUUCUCCUUGCCCUGUGUGUAAUUCAUGAGUCCAACCAUCGCGAAAGGAGGUCUUUGGAUGUCAGGCGUGAUUAUUAUUGCGAAAAAAAGAAAGCGCAUAGUUCGCUGUAUUCGAAAGUAGCGCGCGGGAACUACAUGAGGUCGCAGCCACUGAUCGUUGCUGAAAUCAAUGCGCUCGAAACUAAUUACGAGCAGGCAAUGGCAUUCAAAUUGUUUGAAAGGACUUGCAAUUAGAAAUGCUGUUUUGCACAAGGACAUUCAUUAUGCAAAGGGAAUGAUGCAAAAGCGUUCGCUCGUAACUUUGAACGUACGGUCAGGCGGAAGUAAAAAACAAACAGUUCCAAUCAAAGAGAUGUGGAAAGUUGGAUAGAGAGACAUGGCAUUAAACAUGUUUACCGGAUAAUGGAAAUCAUGAAGGAAAAGCCACGCAGACGAAGUAUAAGCGAGCUGCUUGACUGGAGAUGCCUGACUGAAUGCAAAAGUAUUAUCGCCGGGAACGAGAACAGCUAUGGAGAGGAUAAUUUCCUAAAGGAUUGUGAUAAAGAGCCGGAAACACGCAGAAGGAAACGAUCUGGUACUUGGCCGAGAACAAGAAGUCUAAACGCACCCAGUCCUUUUCACAAGUUUGGGCCAUGUGGACGUAUUAUGAAGAAUUCCGUGACGGUUAUGACCAUCCAGGAUCCAGCUUCUCAGAGAUUGACUUGGUACAAACCGCCGAUCUCCGUUCUGGUCAUUAAGAAGGUCCGCGACACGUCCGUCUUGCCACCGUUCAUCCAGUUGGUCACAUGGUUGAUAGAGGAAAAGCAGAUGGCGGUUUUUGUGGAAGCCUCUGUUUUGGACGAUCCGGUCUUGGCCAGAGAUCCCAGAUUCAUAAAAAUUCGGGAUAGGUUGCACACCUUCAGAGAUGGCACGGAUUUGCAGGACCGAAUUGACUUCAUCGUCUGCUUGGGAGGCGAUGGCACACUUCUUUACGCUAGUUUGCUGUUCCAGCAAUCGGUGCCACCUAUAAUGGCAUUUCACCUUGGUUCCUUAGGAUUCCUCACUCCCUUCGAGUUUGACAAUUUUCAGGAGCAAGUGACCAACGUUCUCGAAGGACAUGCCGCUUUGACGCUAAGAAGUCGUCUGACGUGCACCAUCACGCGCAAGUCUGAGGAGGGUCAACCAGGCGAAUCGUCCACGACUCUUCUAGUGUUGAACGAGGUCGUUGUGGACCGAGGACCCUCGCCUUACCUCUCGAACAUCGAUCUCUUCAUCGAAGGCAAGCACGUGACGAGCGUCCAGGGUGAUGGUCUGAUUGUGAGCACACCAACUGGGUCGACCGCCUACGCGGUUGCUGCUGGAGCCAGCAUGAUUCAUCCUUCAGUUCCUGCCAUCAUGAUCACACCUAUCUGUCCUCACUCUUUAUCCUUCAGGCCGAUCGUUGUACCUGCCGGAGUCGAACUCAAGAUAAUGGCGAACAGCACGGCUCGCAGUACAGCUUACGUCUCCUUUGACGGUCGUAAUCAACAAGAGCUGCGUGUUGGCGACAGCCUAAAGGUAACCACCUCCGUAUAUCCGGUGCCUAGUAUCUGUGCGGCCGAUCAAAUCACCGACUGGUUCGAUUCCUUAGCCGAAUGCCUCCACUGGAACGUUAGAAAGCGACAGAAGCACUUGGACGAGUUGAGCGAUCUUGCGCAUUCAUCUAGCAACGACACUUUAGACUCGUUGGAUCGAGACAGUUAGGUUUAAGGGAACAAUUUUUCUAGGCUAGUACAAUCGACAAUAUCUGACCAAGUCCAUCGCGUACUCGGCCGAGAAACCCCAUAAUCAAAGAUUGAUUAUCUCAAUGAGCAGAGACGGUUUGGUGGAUCUAAGGGUUACAUAUUAUGAGAUUGGAAAUCUGAUAGUAACUUUAAUUAUGCACUAUAUCGCAUUGGCAUUUUUUGAUGCGUUGAUGAUAUUUUCUAUGAAACAAACAAGGAGUUAUGCGAUUACUAAAUAGUAUCGUUUUCGUUGAUUAAGAUCUUGCCGCGGAAUAUUAAAGUGGAAGGAAACCUAAAAAAAAAUAUUAAUACAUAUUGGUCAUCGAUAAAGUUGUGUUCUGUACAAGAGCAUCUCCCUCCUCUGCCAAAAAAUAUUUACGUCUCUAUAUAGAAAUGUCGACCACGAAGCCUAGAAAUAAAGGAGAGGAUGGAUAUUUUGUGCUUUUAAUUAUACGAAUAACGAAAAUUAAAAUGGAAGCGAUAUGAUUUACAAUCUUUAUAGAUAUGAAAAAACUGAGAGACAAAAUGCAUUUAUUUUCGAAGAAAAUUAAUUUUUUUUCACAGGCAUCUGCCAUCGGAUAGAUUACUGUCAAGAGACUUAACCACUGUCAUACACAUGAUUGAUACUUCGACAUUUGAGAACAACGUUUUUAUCGAUGAUUGCGUUUUGAUUCACAAGAUGUUUCUUGUAUUUUAUUGAUGUAUUGCAUUAUCUGUACAAAUACUUAUAUCUUUUAGUUCUCUUAGAUUAUCUCACGGCUUAAAUAACAAUUUGGAUAAAUAUACCCGUAUUCUUUUUUUUACUGAUUAUGUAAUGGCAAUUUGACAUCGAUCGAUUUAUUGUAAAUGUUUGUGAAUGUACUUUCCUAUAAAAUAAGAACCUUUUAAUAAAAUAUGUUUUAU
Ooceraea biroi (clonal raider ant) is the source of this 3350-nucleotide messenger RNA. RefSeq names its product NAD kinase. NCBI's taxonomy places the organism in Eukaryota, Metazoa, Arthropoda, Insecta, Hymenoptera, Formicidae. Gene Ontology annotation, molecular function: NAD+ kinase activity. The record is from RefSeq and is a predicted model, not a curated record. Gene Ontology annotation, biological process: NAD+ metabolic process; NADP+ biosynthetic process.